Molecule: messenger RNA, 225 nt
Organism: Fusarium sp. VM40
Lineage: Eukaryota; Fungi; Ascomycota; Sordariomycetes; Hypocreales; Nectriaceae
Source: the annotation of a GenBank genome assembly
AUGGAAAUUCUGAGAUCAAAGUUUGAGACUGGCGAAAAGGAGAGAAGCUUGGAAAGACUUGUCGGGAUAUACGAUGACCUACGGGUCUCCAUUUCUGGAGAUACCGAAGAUGGUCUCCAGUUCGUUGUUCAGCGAAUCGCCAUGACGGCAAUCGAAAGGCAGGUCUAUGCGAAGGAAGACGUGUCUGAGAUUGACUUGAUUAACUUGGUCCAGACUUGCAAAUGA